Symbiodinium sp. CCMP2592 is the source of this 690-nucleotide messenger RNA. The record is from the annotation of a GenBank genome assembly. NCBI's taxonomy places the organism in Eukaryota, Dinophyceae, Suessiales, Symbiodiniaceae.
AUGCGGCAGUCUCUGUUUCAUGGAACCACGCUGUGCAAGUUCUUCGAGAAGGGCAAGUGCUCCCGAGGCAAUAAUUGCAACUUUGCGCAUGGGCGCAGACGACUUCGUGACAAGCCGAAUCUUGCUAAGACAAAGUGGUGUGCUGCCUUCCUGGAAAGUGGCUCCUGCUUUCUGGGCGAGGAAUGUCCGUAUGCUCACGACACGGAUGAGAAGCGUAAGUAUCGCGGCAAGCAUGUGGUCUCGGUAGACCAGGCGGCUGAGCCGUACAUCUCGGAUACCUCUGAUGUUCUGGCAGAGUCAAUCCCAACGGAACAGCCCCACUCAUCGGUUGCUGCCGGCAGCAGCCUCACAGAUGCCUCGGCAUCGACUCGCCACAUGCCCGAUUUCGAGGAGUCGGCUGAGUCAGAUGCAUACGGAGAAGUGGCUCCUCCGAGCCGACGAAGUGUGUCUGAUGAAGAGGCCUCUCAAGUUUCUGACGUACCUUAUGGUGGCCCAGUUCUUGAUGUCUCCGUCAGAAAUACUUUCCUUCACUUUCAGGAGCAGUCUGAGAGCAGUGGCCUACGUCGAUCUGCUUCCUGGACCGAAGGGGUCUCAGGGACAGGAGCUCAACAGUGGAGCUCUCGAAGCGGGUCCGAUCAAGAAGCCGCGCUACAGCUCUCAUCUUUGGAGGUUCGAUCCUUUGCAGGAUAG